This is a messenger RNA of Lates calcarifer (barramundi perch), 2990 nucleotides long. RefSeq names its product plakophilin 1b (gene pkp1b). Gene Ontology annotation, molecular function: cadherin binding. The transcript is spliced from 13 exons. Bases 116 to 2335 code for a protein of 739 amino acids. Gene Ontology annotation, cellular component: nucleus; cytoplasm; plasma membrane. The record is from RefSeq and is a predicted model, not a curated record. Gene Ontology annotation, biological process: cell-cell adhesion; intermediate filament bundle assembly; cell-cell junction assembly. Lineage: Eukaryota; Metazoa; Chordata; Actinopteri; Centropomidae.
GCAAGGUGCACUUUUAUUACCGCAGACAACACAGACACUCCGCAGCUGACGGGAUUGCCGAACGAUCCUCGCUUUGGACGUCGUCGGGCCACACACGGACAGGUCGGGGGGAAAAAUGGCGAGUUUGGAUCCGCUGAAGUCAGUCAUCGCCAUCGGCAAUGUGGACGACACCUCGCUGGCCGUGCCGUCCGUUAACCAGUACCGAUCAGGACAACAGCGCGUCCUGGAACAAGUGCAGACUAUCAGGAGGACGAAGUCGAGGCAGUCUAGCACCAGGAGUGGAUCUACUUCUUUAUCUCCAACAAGCCCUUCAUACGACUCUGUGUUCGUGGAUGGUUUGAAGUCACAGUCGAGUACAUCUAAUGGGAUGGUUUUCUUUGGAAAUGGCAUCUCUAAAACUCUCAGUUUUGAGAAAAACAUGAACCGGCAAGUAAUCAGCAAUUCCAAGAGAUCCACUGUGAAGAGGAACACAGCAGCUUCCACUUACCAGUAUGAUAAAAGUCACACACCCGUCGGCUCGGCGGCCAGGGGUCAAAACAACACCAGCCACAGCGAGCCUGAUCUGGCCCGGCAGCUCUCCAUGCCAAAGCGCUCUGUUCCUCCGCAGAGAUUCCUCUCCAACAGGGGCACCUACAAGGCAGAGAGGGCCAUCAGUCAGUAUAUAACCAACACCACAGCAGCCCAGCAUCAGUUCAUGAGCACCACCACUGGCCAGCCUCAGUACACUAUGAAUGGCACAAGUCAGAUCAAGACAAACAACCAGUUCAUAUGCUCUCAAAUUGAUACACCCAAACAACUUUCAAAGCUUCAGGUCACAGAAGAUACGACCAAGAACAAAGCAGAUUCUGGGUGUAUGGGAACAAAUGGGAACAGUGGAGUUGCAGAUAUCACCAUGAAGGAGGCAGUGGAGUGUCUUUCCAGCAACGACGAGACAUAUCAGCACUGUGGCGCGUCCUACAUUCAGCACCACACUUUCGUUGACGACAAGGCUAAAGAGGAGGUGUUAAAGUUCAAUGGAAUCCCUCCUCUGGUGGCUCUGCUGCACAGCCCCAGUUCACAAGUCAGCCAGACGGCCUCAGCUGCCCUUCGUAACCUGUCCUUUAAAAGCGACAAUAACAAGGAGGUGAUUCAUCGCAGCGGGGGCAUCACAGAGGCUGUGGCUCUGCUCAGAGAUACAGACUCUGGAGAGAUACAGAAACAGCUGACAGGUCUCCUGUGGAAUUUAUCCUCUGCAGACGACCUCAAGCCAGACCUGCUGAAGAGUGCGUUGCCUGUCUUAAUGGAGCGUGUGAUCUUGCCUUACACAACAGGUCCUGACCGGACCACCCAAGACCCUGAGGCCUUCUAUCACGCUACUGGAUGUCUAAGAAACCUCAGCAGCUCAAAGCAAAACAACAGACAGGUGAUGAGAAAAUGUCGAGGUCUGGUCGACUCCUUGGUCAGUUAUGUGAAAGACUGUGUGGAGGCAGGGAAACCAGAUGAUAAGUCUAUAGAAAACUGUGUGUGCAUCCUGCACAACCUGACGUUCCAGCUGGAGGCAGAGGCUCCGACUUUGUUCAGCAGGAUCACAGCUUUGGCCAAGACUGUCAACAGAAGCCAAAGCCAGAGUGACGCUGGCCCCAUCGGCUGCUUCAACCCACAGAACAAAUCUCCAGAACAAGAGCGUCACUUUGACUUUCCAGUAGUCGAGGAUCCACAGCCUACCGGAGCAGGCUGGCUGUUCCACUCCAAAACUCUGCAGAGUUACCUGAAUUUGCUUAGCACUAGCCAGCGAGAAGAAACACAGGAGGCCUGUUGUGGAGCGCUGCAGAACCUCACCGCACAUGAAGGCAUUGUCUCCAGUGUAAUGAGCCAAACCAUUGUGCAGAAACUGAAUGGCCUGAGGGUUAUCAGUCCCCUUUUGAGGUCAAACAAAGUUAACAUACAGAGGAACACAGUGGCUUUGGUCGGAAAUUUGACCAAGAACCCAAACCUGCACAAUGCCAUGGCUCGUAAAGCCCUCCCGGAGCUGCUGGGCAUCAUCACUGAAAGCACCAAGGAAGGGAAUGAGUCUGAUGACACUCUGGCCAUGGCCUGUCAGGUUGCCAACAGCCUGCUAAUGAAGGAGCCUGAGAUGGGCAAACACCUGUUGAACAAGAACCUGAUUAAGUCGCUAAUGAGUCUCAGCCAAAACGACUAUUUGCCCAAAUCCAGCAAAGCUGCAUCCCUGUUUCUCUACAACCUGUGGUCCGAAAAAGAUUUACAAAGCUUCCUGAAGAAGCAAGGGAUGACUAAGUCUUCGUUUGUAAAUGACGUCACCACGACAGCACUCAAGUCGGUUCAAGUUAUUGAUUAACACGACAGCUUUUACGGAUCUCUGAUUGUCUCUCAUGACUCACCUGCACAUUCUCUGCACAUCUGCAGGAGGUAAACACGCUGAGGCUGAGCAGCAUCCUUUCUCAUUUCAUUUCAGACUUCUUUUUUGAUCUACAUAAUUGGUAUAAUGAAUCCAUCAAUAAAUGAUUACACAGGCCUGUAUACUAUGCUAUAAGGUAACUUUUUUGUAGGAAAAAGGUGAAGGUUGAGAUAUAACAUGUGAGCAGCCUUUUAUUGUAAAUUGUGUGUCUGUGCCUGCAAUCUGCAAUAUGGUGCCUUUGCUUUGUUAGAUAAUAACAUUAGGAUUAAGACUUUGUUUGCACUGAAAUUGCUGUUUUAAUAUCAUGAUGCAAAAUUGUAAAGUGAAUUUGACUAUGUAAAAUUAACAUAGAUACCAGCUUAUUUUCUGUUAAAAUUCAUGAGGUUGCUGUAAGAGCUAUCACAUUAUCUUAAGCAGUGAUAUGUGUUUACAUUUUGUAAAGACAACUCUUGUUGAUGGUGAAUUCUUCUUUUUUCAUAUGUAUAUGUACAAUCUUAAAACAAUCUGCUUGUAUUGUUCCAAAAAGUGGCAAUAAAGCUGGCAACAAUCUACUUUGAGCUGCAGAGGUGACAUGAAUAAACACUACAUCUGGGAA